CCGGAGUCAGGUAGUCAGCUCGCGUCCUCCUGAUACCCCAGCGCCGGCGACCUCAAUCUGUCCGGCAAGCCUGGGAACCCAGAAGGCAAUAGGGGUCCAGGAGCUGCUGCACAGCUGAGACCUGUAGGCACUUAGCCCUUCCUACCACAAAAUUAACCGGACUCUCCAUCGCCGUCAGGGCGCCUCGGAAACCAGGAGAUCCUGAGGGCCUUUAAGGAAGUGAUUAAUGUUAAAUAAGGUCGUAAGGGUGGAGCCCUAAUCCAACAAGAUUAACAUUCUUUUAAGAAGAGGAAGAGACACCAGCGUCUGCAAGCACAGAAGGCCAUGUGAGGAGCCACAAAACCAGGGCUGUCUGCCUGGCAUCAUGCCAAGGUAGGCGGAUAGCUUGAGCAGAUACGAAGAAAAGACACCUUCCUACUGAGCAGCUGCCCAGCUCCUGCUCAGUUUUGCUUGGGAGUAGCAGCUCCGGCCACAGAAAGCAAGCCGGUAAGUCUCUCCAGGUAGGACUUGCUGCAACCCAGCUGCUGGACUGAUUUGAAGUGGGACUUUGCAUACUCUUCAAAGUGUGGUGAGUUGGUGCUGACUUCAAAAUUGCCUGGUGAAGGAAGAGAAGGUGGAUCCAGAGACUAAGGGGAGAGGGAGAAGCCCUGCUCCUCUUCUCCCCACCAAGGCACAAUGAGCAACAUCUGUCAGAGGCUCUGGGAGUACCUAGAAUCCUAUCUCCCCUGCUUGUCGGCGGAGGCAGACAAGUCAACGGUGAUUGAAAAUCCUGGGGCGCAUUGCUCUCCCCAGUCACAGAGGCAUGGCCACUACUUUGUGGCUUUGUUUGAUUACCAGGCUCGGACUGCUGAGGAUCUGAGCUUCCGGGCAGGUGAGAAACUUCAAGUUCUGGACAGUUCGCAUGAGGGCUGGUGGUUUGCCAGACACUUGGAGAAAAGGCGAGAUGGCUCCAGUCAGCAACUACAGGGCUAUAUUCCUUCUAACUACGUGGCUGAGGACAGAAGCCUACAGGCAGAGCCGUGGUUCUUUGGAGCAAUCAGAAGAUCAGAUGCAGAGAAACAACUGUUAUAUUCAGAAAAUAAGACGGGUGCCUUUCUAAUCAGAGAAAGUGAAAGCCAAAAAGGAGAAUUCUCUCUUUCAGUUUUAGAUGGAGGAGUUGUAAAACACUACAGAAUUAAAAGACUGGAUGAAGGGGGCUUUUUUCUCACCCGGAGAAGAACCUUUUCAACACUGAACGAAUUUGUGAGCCACUACACCAAGACGAGUGACGGCCUGUGUGUCAAGCUGGGGAAACCAUGCUUAAAGAUCCAGGUCCCAGCUCCAUUUGAUUUGUCAUAUAAAACCGUGGACCAGUGGGAGAUAGACCGCAACUCCAUACAGCUUCUGAAGCGAUUGGGAUCUGGUCAGUUCGGCGAAGUAUGGGAAGGUCUGUGGAACAAUACCACUCCAGUAGCAGUGAAAACAUUAAAACCAGGUUCAAUGGAUCCACGUGACUUCCUGAGGGAGGCACAGAUAAUGAAGAACCUAAGACAUCCAAAGCUUAUCCAGCUUUAUGCUGUUUGCACUUUAGAAGAUCCAAUUUAUAUUAUUACAGAGUUGAUGAGACAUGGAAGUCUGCAAGAAUAUCUCCAAAGUGAUGCUGGGUCAAAAAUCCAUCUGACUCAACAGGUAGACAUAGCGGCACAGGUUGCCUCUGGAAUGGCCUAUCUGGAGUCUCGGAACUACAUUCACAGAGAUCUGGCUGCCAGAAAUGUCCUUGUUGGUGAACAUAAUAUCUACAAAGUAGCAGAUUUUGGACUUGCCAGAGUUUUUAAGGUAGAUCAAAAUGAAGACAUCUAUGAAUCGAAACACGAAAGAAAGCUGCCGGUGAAGUGGACUGCCCCCGAAGCCAUUCGUACUAAUAAAUUCAGCAUUAAGUCCGAUGUGUGGUCAUUUGGAAUCCUUCUUUAUGAAAUCAUUACUUAUGGCAAAAUGCCUUACAGUGGUAUGACAGGUGCCCAGGUAAUCCAGAUGUUGGCUCAAAACUAUAGACUUCCCCAGCCAUCCAAUUGUCCACAGCAAUUUUACAACAUCAUGUUGGAGUGCUGGAAUGCAGAGCCUAAGGAACGACCUACAUUUGAGACACUGCAUUGGAAACUUGAGGACUAUUUUGAAACAGACUCUUCAUAUUCAGAUGCAAAUAACUUCAUAAGAUGAACACUGGAGAAGAAUAUCAAAUAAUAAAGUAGCAAAACAAAUUCAAAUAGUCAGUUCCAAAGUACAAUGUUAUCAACCAACUCCACAAUCAGUUUAUCCUGAAGUAUUCAAGUGAUAGGAUAAAGUUGGCCAUGUAUUAUAAAAAAGAUUAUUUGUGCAUUUUAUUGACUGGGCAACACUGCAAGGCAAUCAAGGUGAUAUAUAAUUUCCUCACUGCCUGGUAAAAUUAAGCACACUAAACAAAGUUAUUUUUCUUUUUAAGAGAUACUUACAUUUCAAUUUAUUGUUUGAAAUGCCGAUCAAGAGAAUCAACAGAUGAUAGUCAGUUUUUACUCAGUGGCUGUUGUAGCAUCUUCCCGUUUACUGAUUAGAGUGGUUAUUCAUUAUUCCUCAGAUUGCUGAAUCCCAUCAGGCUGUUAUUAUAAAGGAAUUUGAUUGCUUUGCUGCACAGCAGGACCUGUGCUUUGAGAUUUUUUUUUCUCUUUUAAAAUAUCCUGUAACUACAAUGAUGGUAAAGCCAUGUUAAAUGA
Molecule: messenger RNA, 2726 nt
Organism: Piliocolobus tephrosceles (Ugandan red Colobus)
Lineage: Eukaryota; Metazoa; Chordata; Mammalia; Primates; Cercopithecidae
Gene: FRK
Product: fyn related Src family tyrosine kinase
Exons: 10
Coding region: 676-2196 (506 amino acids)
Biological process (GO): protein phosphorylation
Molecular function (GO): protein binding; ATP binding; protein tyrosine kinase activity
Source: RefSeq, a predicted model, not a curated record